GAGAAACUCCAGGGGGCCCUGGGUCCACUGAGGAAGCAGCUGGAGGAGGCCCGGGCGCUGACGUCUAAAGAAAAGGAGAAAAUCAGGGAGUGGCAGAGGAAAGUGCAGGUGAAGCGGGAGACGAUUGCCGGUGAAUUUAACAAGCUGCACACGCUGCUGAGGGAGGAAGAGCAGCUGCUUCUGCAGAGGCUGGCAGAGGAGGAGAGGGAGACUCUGCAGAGGCUACAGGAAAAUGUCUCCAAACUCUCCCAGGAAAGUGCCUCCCUGCAGCAGCUGAUCGCGGAGAUUGAGGGGAAGUGUCAGCAGCAGGUUGCUGAGUUGCUGAAGGAUGUGAAAAGCAUGUUGAGCAGGAGUGAAAACAUGAAACUCCAGGAACCAGAAGCCGUUUGCACCGACCUGCAGCAUGUGUAUAAAAUUUGUCUUGAUUUGAGGGAAGCUCUGAACAGAUUUGCAGGUGAGUGGAGCCCCUGGGACAUUGAGCUGUUUG
Molecule: messenger RNA, 487 nt
Organism: Pelodiscus sinensis (Chinese soft-shelled turtle)
Lineage: Eukaryota; Metazoa; Chordata; Testudines; Trionychidae
Source: RefSeq, a predicted model, not a curated record